This is a messenger RNA of Cadophora gregata, 1640 nucleotides long. RefSeq names its product Phospho-2-dehydro-3-deoxyheptonate aldolase amt16 (gene AMT16). The record is from RefSeq and is a predicted model, not a curated record. The transcript has 4 exons. Gene Ontology annotation, biological process: aromatic amino acid biosynthetic process. The coding region runs from base 262 to 1392 and encodes 376 amino acids. Gene Ontology annotation, molecular function: 3-deoxy-7-phosphoheptulonate synthase activity. Gene Ontology annotation, cellular component: cytoplasm. Lineage: Eukaryota; Fungi; Ascomycota; Leotiomycetes; Helotiales; Ploettnerulaceae.
CUUAAGUUCAAGUUUAUAGAAUGUAAGGAGCCGAAGAUAGUAAGAGCUAAUCAACAGAAACAAGAGGCAAGCCGAUAUACGGCCCACUUAAGCCGGCGCCACAUCGGUAAAAGACCCCACCAAAGCUGGAGAGCACCACUCAAGGAAUCGAGUCAUUGUUCUCCCCCGCCAUUUACAACAACAAAGCACAUUUUUACUGCUUCGCUGCUCCUUUAACACCAAAUUCUUCACUGCUAGAGAGAGCUUGAUCAGACUUACAUUAUGUCAACUUACCACAUCACAAACCCUAAUGUGGGUAACAAGGAGGAUACUGAGGAUUGGCGCAUUCGAGGAUAUAACCCUCUCACACCUCCUGAUCUCCUCCAACACGAAAUUCCCCAAACACCCAAAUCAAAAGAGACUGUGGUUACAGGACGAAACGAAGCAGUUGAGGUAGUCACAGGCAAAGAUACCAAUAGACGUCUACUAGUCAUCAUCGGCCCCUGUUCGAUCCACGACCCAGCCGCUGCUCUCGAAUACUGUGAUCGAUUGGUGGCCCUCAAGCAGAAAUACAAAGAUGAUCUCCUGAUUGUUAUGCGCUCCUACCUUGAGAAGCCUCGUACAACUGUUGGCUGGAAGGGGUUGAUUAACGACCCUGAUAUCGACAACAGCUUCAAGAUCAAUAAGGGCUUGAGGACUAGCAGACAAUUGUUUGUGGAUUUGACAUCGAAGGGCAUGCCGCUUGCAAGUGAGAUGCUAGAUACUAUUUCGCCACAAUUCCUCGCUGAUUUGUUGAGCGUUGGCGCUGUUGGUGCAAGGACUACGGAGUCACAAUUACACCGCGAGUUGGCAAGUGGUCUGAGUUUCCCAGUGGGCUUCAAGAACGGGACAGAUGGUACACUUAGUGUUGCUAUUGAUGCAAUUGGAGCUGUUAAACACCCACAUCACUUCUUGUCAGUUACAAAACCCGGUGUCGUGGCUAUUGUUGGCACAGUAGGAAAUGAGGACUGCUUUGUUAUUCUCAGAGGCGGUACUAAGGGCACGAACUAUGAUGCGGAGAGUAUCAAAGAGGCAAAAGCGGCGCUGAAGAAGGCCGGUGUUCGCGAGAGACUGAUGGUCGACUGCAGUCACGGCAACUCGUUAAAGAAUCACAAGAACCAGCCAAAGGUUGCAGCAGUAAUUGCUGAGCAGAUUGCAAAUGGAGAGGAUGGGAUUAUGGGUGUGAUGAUUGAAAGCAAUAUCCACGAGGGCGCACAAAAGGUGCCUAAGGAGGGCAAAGCUGGUCUCAAGUAUGGUGUUAGUAUCACAGAUGCUUGCAUUGGAUGGGAAGACACAGAGUCAGUACUUGAGAUAUUAGCAAAAGCUGUUGCUCAGAGACGCGAGGCAGCUAAGGGAUCAAACGGGCAUGCUUGAUCUUACUGCAUUCAGUAGAUACCCUUGGGUUUUCGUAGCAAUCUCUCCAAUACUGUCACGACAAAGGCUCAGUUAAGAUUGGUAAUACUUUGUAUUCUGAAGAAGACGAACGUCGAUAAAAAGAGGUUCGCAGGAGAGCCACUGCUCAGUCGGCUCGCCAAGGCUCGCUCGAGUUUUGACGAGCGAGCCUUUGAGCGUUAGAAGGAUAUUAUUCCGAAUCAUCGUAGUGCCAGAACAAUAACAAAUCU